AUGAUAGAGAAUUAUUCUUUAGCCCUGAUAUGUUUUUUGGGAAUUACUCUAAGUUAGAUAAUUUUAAGUACAAUGGAUGAUUGCACAUGUAGAUAAAUUACAAAUGAAAAUGAUUGUCAGUAUUUGUCUCCAUACUGCUAUUGGAAUGGCUAAUCAUGCUCAACACCUUCCUGUUAUGGUUUACCAUAAGCUGAUUGCGCUUAACUAGAUUAAUGUUAUUUUAAUGGAGUAAAUUGUAAUUAAUUUUAUCGCAAUUAUACUUGUGGACAAUUGAAUAGUACUGCUAAUUUUACAUGCUAAUAAUAUAGUAAAUUUUGUUUUGAAAGUUCAAGUGGAUAAUGUACAGAUGAAGGUUAUCAAUUGCCCGCUAAUUGUAAUAUGUAUUAAAAUUAUACAUCCUGCAUUUAAUCUUAAUAAGGUUUGUGUUCAUGGUUUAAUGGUAAUUGUUCCUAUUAUAGCAGUUGUAAUUCUGUUCCACUUUAAAUUUGUUAAUCAUAUUAACCUUACUAAACAAAACAUCCUUUAGGUUAAUAUUGUGUUAUAAAUAACAAUUAAUGUGUCUAGGCUGCUUGUAAUUUAAUAUAUAAUUAAACAUAAUGCACUUAUGUUUAAACUUUUUUUAAUUAGGAUUAAUUUAUGUUAUGUGAAUGGAAUUCUAUUAAUAAAACAUGUUAAGUAGCAACCUAAACUAGUUUUUUGACUAAUUCUACUUGUCUAUCUCAUACAAUGGGUAAUUACCAUUGGGUUACUAAAAAUAAUUAUACUACAGAAGGAUACUGUUUUAAAUGUUAAGCUAGACCUAUCUAAUCAUAAUCAUCAUGUAAAUGUGAAUAAUUAAUAUCAUAAUAUGAUUGCAAUUAAAAUGUGUUAUGCGAAUGGCAAUCUUCAUGUAUUUCUAAAACUUGUAAUGGAUUAAAUAAUUCUUAAGAAUAUUGUAUUUAAAAUCCUGGUUGUGCUUGGAUUAAAGGUAAAGGAUGUACAAGUUUUAAUAAAUGUUAAAAUUUAAAUGGUACUAAUUAAUAUGAAUGUUUACUUUAAUCUUUACAAUGUGCUUCAAGUAAUGGAUAUUAGUGCUUACCUUUAAGUGAAGUUAAUUAAUAUGGUUGUACAUCUAAUACAUAUGGAUAAUGCGAUAGAUUGAUUACUAAUAAAGGUUUCUGCAUGUCAAGUACUAAUAAUACUUAUCCAAAUAAUACUUAUCCUAAUUAAACUUAUCCUAAUAAUACAUAAAAUUCAGGUUGUAUAUUGUAAAAUAAUGUUAAUUGUUAUAAAAUAAUAGAUUCUCAAGAAUGUUAAAAAUUUAUUCAUAUUUGUUAUUGGAAUUCUUAUUAUAAUAAUUAAUAAUAUUAUUGUUAAUAAUGUAUUUAUAAUAGUUAUUAUUGUUAAUUUUGUGGAGGUAGUUGUUAAUAUGCAAGUUGCGGCAAUUAUAACAAUGAAUAAGAUUGCAGUUAUGUUUAUUAAAAUGGCCAAAUUAUAAUGUGUUAAUGGUACCCUUAAAAUCAUUACUGUAGCAAUUAAAAUAAUAAUUAUUAUUAUUAUGAUUAUUACAAUAUAAUUCCAUUAAAUUAAAAUUAAUGUUACUCAUAAUCACGUGGGGAAUAUCAUUGGAGUAGUAAUAAUAAUAAAGUUGGAGAAUGCUUAAAAUGCUCUUUAGAUUAUCCCCAAAGAAAAAAGAAUUAAUGCACUUGUGAAGAAUUAAUAUAUUAAGGUGAUUGUGCAUUAGCAGGAGAAAGUUGUUUAUGGAAUUCAUAACUGGCCUAAUGUGUUUAAAUUGAUUGUCAUAUGCUUAAAACAAGAUCUUCUUGUAUUUCAAAUUAUAAUUGUCAUUGGAUUUAAGUAGAUGAUGUUAUGUAAUGUUUACCAAUGACUAAAUGUUCAAACUUACCUGGUUCCAAUUCUUAUUAAUGUUUGGCAUAUUCUUAUAGAUGUACUUAGAGUGAUGGAUAGUUUUGUUAAGAAUUAUCAAGAUUAGAUUAAUCUAAUAAAUGUUCAUCAAUCUAAAAUUAUACUUCUUGUUAUUUGACAAUAGGUUCUGAUGGUAUAUGUGCUUGGAAUGGUCAAAAUUGUUAUGCAUUAUCUGAAUGUUCAUAAAUAACAUUCAGCAAUUUAUGUGGAAUUAAUAAUUAUGCAUGUUAAUGGAAUUCUGAGACUAAUAAAUGUAUAUCAUUAAAUUGUGAGAAUAUUUUAACAGAAUCAGAAUGCACUUAUGUUGAUACAACAAUAGAUAGACAUCCUUCUAUUUAAAUGUGUUAUUGGAAUAAUUCAAGAUGUGCCAAUGUUACUAGUAUAAGUGAUACUCUUACAUCUUCAAAUUGUUAUAUUAAUUCAGGUAGGACAUAUAGUUGGUCUGAUAAUAAUAGUACUAAAGGCCAUUGUGAAUCAUGCUCUAAUGAUUAUUUGAUGAGAGCUACCACUUUUAUUGUCUUGCUAUUGAUUAAUUAUUGAAG
Molecule: messenger RNA, 2447 nt
Organism: Paramecium primaurelia
Lineage: Eukaryota; Ciliophora; Oligohymenophorea; Peniculida; Parameciidae
Source: the annotation of a GenBank genome assembly